GCAGUCAGACACAUGAAGCUAAACUCCCGGGACUACGAGUCUGCCGGUCCACAGAAGAUGACAGGGCCUCUGUUCCUGCUGCUGGCCAUCGCUGCAGCUCAGUCUAUAAAUGCAUCAGACGGGUGCCAGGAGGAGGUGGCUCAGCUGCGGGAAAAAGAGAAGCUUCUGAAGAUGGAACUUGAGAAAAAACAGCUCCUCAUAGACAGAUUACGAACACUGAACCAACCUGGCAACCCAGGAAAAGUGAGCGUGAACCAGAGCCAGGACACACAGUUCACAGAUUGCUCCCAGGUCUUCAGUGCUGGCUCCAGAUCCAGUGGUUUAUACUGGAUCCGGCCCGCUGGAAGCCCCGCUCCCAUCGAGGUGUUCUGCGAUAUGAGCGACAGAGGAGGAUGGACCGUCAUGCAGAGACGGAUCGAUGGAUCAGAGGCUUUUAAUAGGUCUUGGGCAGAGUACAAGGAUGGUUUUGGAAACAAGGAAGCAGAAUUUUGGCUUGGGAAUGACAAUCUGCAUCGCAUUACCUCUCAGGGGAAUUACUCUCUGAGGAUCAACUUGGAGGACUUCGAUGGGAAUCAGCGCUACGCCGAGUACCAGAACUUCAGAGUAGCUGAUGAAAAGGAGAAGUACCGCCUGACCUUUGGAGCCUAUGUGGGGACAGCUGGAGACGGCUUCUCUGGGAACUUCAUGGUGGGAGUGUCGGCGUGGGCCAGCCACCAGGGCAUCCCAUUCAGCACCCACGACCAGGACAACGACAACUACGAGCAAGGGAACUGUGCCCAGGAGGACAAAGGAGGCUGGUGGUUCAACAAGUGUCACUCAGCCCACCUGAACGGUCGGUACUAUCCCAAGGGGCACUACAGCGCCAUGACGGACGACGGCGUGAUUUGGUACACUUGGAGAGGAUGGUGGUACUCCCUCAAGGCCAGCGUCAUGAAGCUGCGGCCCACCGACUUCAGAAUCGAUCCAGUCGAUGAUUCAAAUGCAGUUCAGCACAGCCCACCAUCCUAGAACAGGUCACGCCUCCUCGGAUGAAUUCCUCAGCUGAGGGGAAACAAAGAUGAACAGGAAUUCAUAACCCGCUGACGAGAGGUCCAUGAUUCGCACUGAUGUUGCAACAGGAAGCAGCAUGCACACACAGCAGUCUGCUUCGCUGGAGAAAAGGGGAAUCUGUGUGUGUGUUUGUGUGCUUGCUUCAAACUGCAGAGUGUGAACAAACACGGCUUCACAGUAUAUCUCUGUUAUAAACACGACAAGAAAUAAAAUAUAAAACCACUGCACCUUGAUUUAUGUCACUGGCAUCAUUACUGUCAUGCUGCUGUAUUUCGUUAUUUGUUAUAAAGAGGUUGGUGUCUUUGAACUGAGAGCGUUCAGACAUGUAGUGAAGUUGAAAGUGAUGAAUAUGACUCGGUCUGCUGGGAUUUUCAGGAUCAUCCAUCUCCAGAGUUUACAGGGAAUGAUGAGGAACAGAGAAAAUACCCAGAGAGCAGCAGUGUUCUGGGUGAAAACACCUUGUUAUGAACAGACUGGUUAGAGGUGAUCGAGAAAGAACCACUGGUUCCAGCCAAGUGAGCAGAAGAACAUCUGUGAGCUUUUCUUUCAGAGUGAAGCUUGAAGCUGAAGCCAACAAUUCACACGAAGUGAAACACGACAUGAAUGUUCAAACACACUCAGUGUUUUGGAUGUUUUGGGAGGAGAGUGUUGUAAAACAGUCCUGUCUAGAACCUCCCAGACGUGUUGAGCUGAGUUGACAGCGUGUCUCUUAAACUGAACUGUGACCUUUUGCUGAUGUGCAGCAUGACAGUGGCUUGCAGUGGCAAGACGUUUAAUGGCUUGAAAUUACACACUGAGGAGUUGGCAUGUUCUCGCUCUGCAUGCUCAUGAAAGAUCUUUCAUCUUCAUGUGUAACCCCUGUGAUGAAGUCAGAGAAUGUUCAGUGUGUUCUGUGUGGCGAAAUGUCUGGUUUGUGUGCUCCUGAUUAUCUCUGUUUGCACUGGAAAUACUGGAUACUUAUGCAGAGCGUAUCUUGCAUUCCACCCUGUGUUGGCUACAACCGGUUACUUUUCUGAGACUAGCAAACAGAAAAAGAACAAAUGGGACAUAUCUCCUGAUUUGAUCCAUAAAAAAAAAAAAAAAAAAAAAUUGAAGACGCUGAUUUGCAGACUAAAAUUAUUCCAAUUCUAAAUCCC
Salarias fasciatus (jewelled blenny) is the source of this 2186-nucleotide messenger RNA. Its product is annotated as fibrinogen-like protein 1. Gene Ontology annotation, molecular function: protein-macromolecule adaptor activity; extracellular matrix structural constituent. Gene Ontology annotation, cellular component: fibrinogen complex. NCBI's taxonomy places the organism in Eukaryota, Metazoa, Chordata, Actinopteri, Blenniiformes, Blenniidae. The transcript has 7 exons. Gene Ontology annotation, biological process: positive regulation of heterotypic cell-cell adhesion; blood coagulation, common pathway; blood coagulation. The record is from RefSeq and is a predicted model, not a curated record. The coding region runs from base 13 to 1008 and encodes 331 amino acids.